GGCGUAGCUGAGUCUGUGUCUGGAUUCUGGUUUAGAUGUGCCACCACGGCCCAGCCAACGUCCCACUGUUCCCACUCUGGUCCCACUGGCAGUGUGAAAAAUAUCGGAUAGAGGUGAAGCCAAUGAAAACCAUGGCAGCUCCGUUCAGAUCACUUGUGAAAGAUUAUCCGAGAUACCUCAAAUCAUUCGAGCUCUUUCUGGAGCGCUCAUCGGAGCACCAGUGCAUGCAGGACUUCAUUCAUAAUACACUACCAGACAUACUGGCAAGCAUUGGAGGGGGAAGACCUAUUCUCAAUGUAAUAGGAGUAGGGAGUGGAGCAGGUGAGAUUGAUCUCGAUAUGUUCACUCAGUUACACCUUAAACAUCCACAUGUCAAAUUCAACAAUGAAGUGGUGGAACCAAGCAGUGACAUGCUGCACAAGUAUAAAGUUCGGGUAUCAACCACUCCAGGUCUUGAUCACAUUAACUUUGUGUGGAAUAAGAUGACAGCGUCUGAGUUUGAAAAACACUGGCAAGAGAAAAACUCUGGGGAAAAGAUGGACUUCAUUCACAUGAUACAGAUGCUGUACUAUGUCAAAGAUCCAGAGGCCACCGUUUCAUUUUUUCGGAAUCUUCUAGAAAAAGAUGGGAAACUCUUGAUCAUUCUGGUGUCAGGCGAGAGUGGAUGGGGCAAAUUAUGGACAACCUUUAAACAACAGCUCUGUAAAACUGAGAUCAGCCAGUGUGUCACUACAGGAGAUAUAAAGACCUUCUUCGAUUCUGAGGGCAUCCCCUACCGUAACUAUGAGCUUCUGUCCCAGAUGGACAUCACAGAGUGUUUCACUGAGGGAGACCCGGUAGGAGAACUGCUGCUGGAUUUCCUUACUGAGGUGAUAGAGUUCAGUAAGAAUGCUCCUGAAGACCUGAAGAAAGGAGUGCUGGACUUACUGAGACAUCCUGACUGCAGUAGAGAGGUGGACGGCAGGAUCAUUUUCAACAACAAUCUGGGAGUAUUAGUGGUUGAGCCAUAGAUAUAAAGCAGUAGCUAUAUAUAUAUAUAUAUAUAUAUAUAUAUAUAUAUGUAGCUUUAUAUCUCACCUCCACAAGGCCUUUGCAGUUAAGAUUCAGUCUAAUACAGUGGUUCUGAGCCUUUUUGACUCCAAGGCCCCUGAUUGUCCUCAACAAUAUUGAAAGGGCACAUGACGUUAUUAGUUACUACAGUUAUUUAUGAUUUACUGGAUAAGGAUAAGGAUUUUAACUCAAUUGUAAAAUGUCUACCUCCUAAAAUAUUUUAGAGCUUGGCUGUGGGAAACUAGAAAAAAAAUAAUUAUUAAAAAUGUCUAUCAACAAGUUGUAAGAAUUUGUUAUUUAUAUAAUUUUUCCAGGUCUAGAAAUCACACUUUUAAAAAUGAGCAUAUCUAGGUUUGCAAGUCCAGAGUGGGUGAAUUAAAAUAAGAAAUGUCUUUUUUAUUUAUUUGUUUAUUUUUUUUUUAACAAUGUCUAAUUUUAAAAAGAAUUAACUUGGGGCGUAGUCUGGUUGAGAAUCACUGGUCUAAUGGAAGUACAAAAUAUCUGUAUUUUCACAUUUUAUUAAAAUAAUCUGUUUCUAUACUGAUUUUCAACACAGAUAAUGAGAAAAGUAAGCAUAUAUUUUUAAUACAUUCAUUAAAAUACUGUCUCCUCAUUCUAGGCACCUGCUGUUCUAAAGCCUGUUGUAAUAUUGUAUCAAUGAUAUUGAUAUGGGUGAAAAAACAGGAUAAGGAAAACUAUAGAGAACAGUGCAUAGUUUAGCCUGCAUCAACAUCAAACAAAGCUGUUUAAAUGAAGGCUCUGUAGGUGACUGGCGGUUCAUAUGCAUAAAGAGACCUUGUAGCACAAACUCCAGUAUGAGUAACUCUGCUUUGUGAAACUUACAUGAGCAGCAAGAAGACCUUUGUAUGUUGACUUAUUAACUUUAUCAUGACAUAAAUGAGAUUGUAUUGUUUGGUGGCUA
Messenger RNA from Pimephales promelas (fathead minnow), 1972 nucleotides. It is a transcript of the gene hnmt, whose product is annotated as histamine N-methyltransferase. Lineage: Eukaryota; Metazoa; Chordata; Actinopteri; Cypriniformes; Leuciscidae. The record is from RefSeq and is a predicted model, not a curated record. Gene Ontology annotation, molecular function: N-methyltransferase activity.